Molecule: messenger RNA, 723 nt
Organism: Adineta ricciae
Lineage: Eukaryota; Metazoa; Rotifera; Eurotatoria; Adinetida; Adinetidae
Source: the annotation of a GenBank genome assembly
AUGGCUCAACAAGUUGGCCGAUCAGCAGCAUCUGCAGCGUCUCGUUUUGCUGGAAGUAGAGUCGACUGGAGUCGCCUAUUAAAAUUGAGUGGCUCGAAUACGUCGACUGUAUCAAAUCUUCAAGCUAAAUGGAGUCAAGCUGCCAUGAAAAUGAAUUCUUUAUCGGAUGCAUUACCAAAGAUUGACUUCAGCUAUUAUCGAAAAAUGGUAUCCGAUCCAACACUUGUUGAUAAACUUCAAAAAGAAUAUGAAAAUGCCCAAAUAGCUUUUCCAAAAGACACAGCGAAUCGCUUUAAGGAAUUAGAAGAAUAUGCAAAAGGUGAAGAAAAGCGUGCCCAAGAAUUUAUUCAACUAGCUGAAGGUGAAGUAGAAAAAUUACGUCAAGAAUUCGACCGAUGGGACAAUGUACCACCUGCGGAUGAGGUUACUUACGAAUUAGCUUCAUUUUACAUGCCAGAAGCUGUUUAUCCACGUGUCUGGGACAAGGAUGAACACGAUAAAUUGAAAGAUAUUCAGUUUUUACCAUACGAAAAACGAGAUUCAUUACGUUGGUGGGUCGAACAAGGUGGAGAAUUAUUACCCCAUAAACACGAAUGGGUCAUGCCAGAUGAAGCACUUGAUCCCAUUGGUGCUCCACCACGUCCAUCAAAAGCCGUGACCGAAGGCGGACAUGGUCACGGACAUGAUGAUACGAAGAAAAUAGCGACUGGUGGCAAACAUUAA